UUGGUCGCGUCGCGUUCCAAGUGGGGGCUUAGAUCCAGAUGGGUUGAAAGUUCGUUCGGUUGGGCGCGUGUGCUUGGUCCGUUGAUUACUUCUGGUUGUUUCUUCGGUGGAAGUCGUUAUCGUUACACGAUGCAAGUUGGAUCGCGUGUGAAAGCUGUGCUGUACGGUCGUCGUCAUCGUCGUUAACGGGACUACUUAGACAAGGGAAGCAUCCUAAUCACCAACGUUGCUGUUGCUGCAAUUCCGGCGAGCGUCCUUUGUGAAGGCAAGACAAUAUAGUGACGGAGGCGACGACGGUCACCAUCCGGCGUGAGUUAUUUGAUGUGGAUCUGUUCGAUUGGACUCUGACUUCUGAGUGUGGUGCUACUAACAUAUAUUUCACACGUCAUUCAAACCGCGAAAAGAUUCGAUUCGGGAAGGUCAGUGCGAGAAGUGAAAUUGUUUGGUCGAAAUCGGGGUUUCCUUUCCGUCUGUGUGUCGUCAGGACUUUCUCCGCGGGAAAAUAAGAAUGUAAGUCCUAGGACUACAACAGCCGAUGCAUGAUUGAUGGUUGUUACGAAGGAAAGGCCGACCGACCGAGAAACGCGAUCCAAUGCCAUGUGGUUGUGAUGGAAAGAUGGGAAACGGAAACUGAUGACUUCGAAUGGUUUGCGGUCAUCGAUUGUAAUUCUUCAAACAUGAUGUGAUGAUCCUUUGGAUAAAGAGUUACAGUGGAAGUAGUUUUGAAUGGAAACAGCACAGUUGUGGCGGUGAUUAAACACGUAUUCAGUAUGGGUUGCAACACAAGCCAGGAGAUUCCAAGUUACAAUCCGAACGCAGCUGAUGGAACUGUCCAGAAGGAUGAGCUUGCGGAAUUACUGGAAGGCGAUAUCGAAGAAGUCGAGGCGGCAGCCACCAAGAUCCAAGCAGCGUUUCGGGGACACCAGGUGCGAGCAAAGACCAAAAUGAAGCAAGGGGACGUCACCGGAAGUGAAUCGCAGAAAAACGCCGCCACGGAGGAAACCCAACGGGAACCGACAAAGGAAGAGCUGGAGGCCGACUUUGACCCCAACGACGAAGAACUAACCCAUGCCGCCACCAGAAUUCAGGCGUGCUUCAGAGGGCACAUGUCACGGAAAGAAGUCACCGGAGGCAAAAAGGAUGAGGAAGACGACAAAAAGGACGUCAACAUCGAUGAAAUAACCAGAAAGGUUGCUGAGGAGCUCGACAUUGAUAUGGAUGAUCCAGAGCUGCAUAAGGCUGCCAGCAAAAUACAGGCCUCGUUCCGUGGUCACAAGGUCCGCAGGGAUGUGCCUGCCUCGACAUCGGACAGCAAGUAGAAUGGGAAAUUGCAUUCGAAGCAAUUGAAUAAUUAAAUAAAAUAAAAUAAUAUAAAAAAUAUCGUAGAUUGCAUUCACAAAUUUAAAUACAGAAAUAACAAACCAAAUAACUUGGACCGCAUUCACCACACAUUGAUCGAGAGGAUGUUAAAAGAAACUAAAUGUCGAUUAUAAAGUAUAUGACAACUACUUGUUAUCAUUUUAUAACUUUUAUCGAAGCGAUACAGAAGACAUCAACAGAUAUAGUGCAAUUCGAUUUGGCAAGUUUUGAAACUAACGAGAAAUGACUUAAUAAAAUUAAACGAUUGCGAAUACAUUACGUACCACUUUCGAUAGAGCAUCAAUAAAACUUUCAAAUUUUAAAACAACUGCUGCUAAGUCCAUUAUCGUCAGAGUUCCUCCUCAAACUUAUGAAACAGCAUUCAAUAAAACAGAUCGAUCCAUUCCCUACAAUGCCGAUAGAUCCCUCUAAAUGACAAGAUUGAAACUAAUCAAACUAUUUCAAGAAUAUCGUAUUACGCACCCCAUCUAACAGCCAGCGUAGCGGAAUACACAAAACCAUGAUAUACCACAAUCCAAAAGGCAGUGUUAGUAUUAAACUAAACAAAAACAAGCAAAGUUUGUUUCCGCGGCAUAUGUCGGGAGAAACUGAAUGCAUAACACUAAAAAACAAUAAAUGAAAAAAUAACAUCAGUUAGAGAAGAAAUAAAUGAGAAUCAUACAAUUGCAGUGAGCUUUAAAUCCCGAUUAAAUUAGUGAAAACUGUCA
Molecule: messenger RNA, 2087 nt
Organism: Aedes albopictus (Asian tiger mosquito)
Lineage: Eukaryota; Metazoa; Arthropoda; Insecta; Diptera; Culicidae
Gene: igl
Exons: 5
Coding region: 771-1319 (182 amino acids)
Biological process (GO): regulation of growth
Molecular function (GO): calmodulin binding
Source: RefSeq, a predicted model, not a curated record